Messenger RNA from Anguilla rostrata (American eel), 1520 nucleotides. RefSeq lists its product as uncharacterized. The transcript has 2 exons. Lineage: Eukaryota; Metazoa; Chordata; Actinopteri; Anguilliformes; Anguillidae. Bases 285 to 983 code for a protein of 232 amino acids. The record is from RefSeq and is a predicted model, not a curated record.
UCCCCCCCCCCCCCACCUUCCCCAAACACACACAGACCUCCCGCUGCUGUUAGCGUUACCGUAUCCCCCACGCCUCACCGUUCACAUGCACUCCCCCCCCCCCCCCCCACCCCCCCACCGACCCGCCGUCAGUAACAGUCGCCUCUCUCUUGUUCAUUUCAUCAUUCAUUGACAACCUUCAGAGGAAACAGGAAGGACUGGGAGUCGCCCUGUUGUUUACUUCACAGCGGACUAAUACCGUCUCCUUCGUCUGGUUGUGGACCGUGCGACAAUAGCGGUGCAUUAUGGGAGACACACGUUUUCUGUGCAUUUUCCUGCUGGCUUUCAGCCUGGCGUCUGUCUCAGGCUGCCCUGAGGACACUCUGGAAGAAAUAAAUGAUCUUGCGGGCAAAGACUUUGGCCGCAGGUUCCCACGGCAUGGGCGGAACCUCCUGUACUGGUUCUGCCGUGAGUACAUCACGUUUGAUAACAACGGCAACAUGCAACCGGCAAAGGACCCCGAACAAGGCGCGUUUGGAUUUCAUUACUAUGGAAACAUAGAGCACCUCCUCCCUUCAUUGUACAACCAGAUUGGGUACGAUUACUACACUGUGGGCAACCUCUUGGGCAGCAGAAACUUACCACGGGAUGAAAGGCUGCCAAAUUACGUCUUGGUUAUGUUCAGACAGUCUACGACACGGAGUCCCCGCAGUCAGAGAAACAGGGACCGAAUCAUCAUCAGGAGGACGCCGUACGGCGCUAUCGACCGCGUGUACAUCACACAGCACUACCACUUCAGCAGCGGCCGCGGGAGCCGGUACGACCCGAACAACACGUACCGCAUCAGCACGAACCUCAUCAGGGACAUACGCAACCUCCCGAGUCAGAGGUCCCUCCAGCGUUUAUCCCGGAGGCCCACAGUCCGCCCCCCAAUUCCCCGCUACGCAGUGUGCGGGAAAACAGAUAGGCAGGCACAUCCACGAGUUAACGAGCCUGAUUUAUAGGGCUGUCAAAAAACUAAAACUAAGGUAUUUGGUUGGAAAAAAAAUCAGCAUGCACACCGGCCCCCCAGGACCGGAGUUGUGCCCCCUUGUUUAAGGGGUUUACAGCCCUUACUGCAGAUUUUUUGCACUGCCGCUAUUUCAAUGCUCGUAACUGUAUCCAUCACUUUUUCAAUAUAUACUCAUAUAUAUAUAUAUACAUAUGUUAAAAGCUUUUGCGUUAGAUGCAAUGUAAUGCCAAGGACCAACUAUCCUGCAUUUAUGUUCCAUUCACAGCCAUUCACAUUAUUUAAUCAAUCAAAUCUGAAAUUUGUUUUAUUAAGAUGAUUUGGUAUAUCAAAAUAUUAGAUUAAUCAGGAUUACGCAAAUGAAGCAUUGCCUGUUUUAAUACUGAAUUUGUCAAUACCAAUUUUCACUUUUUUAUAGAAUAACUUAAGUAAACUUUGAAUUUUGAAGUAAUUCAAAUAAUUGUGUUACUCUUUUUAAAUCUAAAUAAAAGAUGAAUGAAUUGCAUAAUAAAAACACAAACACUGAAAACAA